Molecule: messenger RNA, 1979 nt
Organism: Acanthopagrus latus (yellowfin seabream)
Lineage: Eukaryota; Metazoa; Chordata; Actinopteri; Spariformes; Sparidae
Gene: lyrm4b
Product: LYR motif-containing protein 4B
Exons: 7
Coding region: 1-423 (140 amino acids)
Biological process (GO): iron-sulfur cluster assembly
Cellular component (GO): mitochondrion; L-cysteine desulfurase complex
Source: RefSeq, a predicted model, not a curated record
AUGGAUGCCGGUUUGAGCUGCGAGGCACUCUUUGGACACCCGUCAUCAAGGGGUCCUCGGGCUCAGUCGGUCAGAGCAGAGCUGAUAGUAGCAUCAUGGGCGGCGUCCACACUAGCACAGGUGAUUUCUCUCUACAAAAAUGAUGCUGACAUAGAGCAGGAAGUUCCCCUCGUACAACUACAGCUAAAGGUUAUUUCAAUAUUCAGGGAUCUUCUGAGAGAAUCAAACAGAUAUCCAUCACACUUUUAUUGGACCUAUGCACUGCGGCGGGUGCGUGAUGCCUUCAGGGCCAACAGGACAGUAGACGAUCCAAAAACGGUGGCAAGACUGAUGGCGGAGGGACAACAAACACUGGCACUGAUACAGAGACAGGUCGCCAUCGGGAAGAUGUUUGAAACCCAGAAGACCGUGGUGGAGGGAUAAACCAUCAGGUGGCGAGGAGGAGGAGGAGGAGGAAGAGGAGGAGGAGGAGGAGGAGGAGGACUGUCCCAGCAAACAGCAGGAUGUGACAUCAGAGAUUGGAGCGAAUCACUGCCCCCUGACAUCAUCACCAACCUUCCUCUUCGACUCAGUCUGAUCGGACACAGCUGUCACUGUGUGGUGUUGGAGGGGUGAAAUGCAUUGUGGGAGAUUUAGGAGCAGUUUGUGUGUUUUUCAUGGAUGCACCGAUCAGAGUUCUGGGAUGUUACUGAUCAUUGAUUAUGCCGAUCAGUUCAGCUUCAGCUUCCUGAGUCAGAGUUUUGAGUUCUGAUCAUUUAAAAACGAAACAUCGUCACGUUUCCUCCAUCAAUCAACGUGCCAGUUACUUUCUUCAAGCAAUCAAUAAACUCAUCAGAAGAGUGAAAACAAGUCUUAAAACCAAAAAUACACGUUAAGCUGCUAACGAUUGUUUUCACUCUGGACUAAUAUCUCCACUGCUUCAUGUGAUCUGUAAAAGUUUCAUCCUCAAAUGUCUCAGAAGUUUUUCAGUUUACUGUCACAGAGGAAGAAGGAAAAUAUUCACAUUAUUAAUACAACAACAACAAAAAUAAUAAUAAUAAUAAUAAUAAUAAUGAUAAUAACAGUAAUAAUAAUAAUAAUAAUAAUAACAGUAGUAAUAAUAAUAAUAAUAAUAAUAAUAAUAAUAAUAAUAAUAAUAAUAAAUACACAUUAAAGAAGCUGAAAUCAGAGAACUGAUUGUUGAAUCCUCCUGUGACUUCUUCAUCAUCUUUAAUGUUCCAGUUUGAGUUCAGAUGAAUGUUGGAUGACGGGAUAACGAGGAAACAGAUAAAGUUAAUUACAGUUACAGAGUGUAAACCUCCACCAAGACCCAGCAGUCCACCAGCUACAGAAAUAUGGUUAAUUUUUCUUUCCAGAUCCAGGAAUUAUUCUGAAAAAUCAACUAGAUGUCAUAAGUAAGAAAGUUAAAAAAAAUAAAUAAAUAAACCUUCCUGGUUUUGUCUCUUUUUUCUGGAUCCACAGCAGAAUUUAAUCAGGUUGAUUCUGGGCUCAGGUGAGAACACGAGCUCAUCGGUGGAGGUGAUGGUGGAAAUAUUUCUCACCCAGGAAACUUUGACUGAACUCAUUUGAUUCCCAAUAAAAUAGAAAAGUUUAUAGAACUUGAAGCUGAAGUCUGAAAUGAGCUGAUUUCAUGUCCGCUGUCAGAAAUCGCACAAAAACAGACGGAUUCCGUCUUUGACGUCAGAAACAUCGAGUGGAUUUUCAGAAGAACUUCAGGUCCGUUCAGCAGGUCCUGAGCUUCCAGUCGACACGUCCAGAAUUAUAAAUGUUCAGAUUAUGGAAUAUUGAUCAUUUAUUGUAAACACCUGUUUACUGUCACCUGUAUUCAGCUGACAGAGGAGCAGAAGCGACUGAUCGGUGCAUCCCUGAUCCAUUAUUUCUGUCUAGUGUUAUUUUAUAUUUUAACGCACAAUUGAUCUACGACAUGUUGAUUCUGUGUUAUAUAUCGAUAAAACCCAUAAAAACACUGAAAUACUUGA